GCGGAGGCAGGCGCGCGGUGCAUUGUGGGCUGGCGGCGGGGUCGGCCCGGCCGCGGGAUGUCGGGCUGCGCGGCGCGGCGGUACGUGGCGGCGGCGCUGAGCCGGUGCCGGGCCCGUGGGCUGCCGCUCUGGGAACCGCCACCGGCCCGCGGGCUGCGGCCUCUGGGCGUGGGGGGAGCCGCGGCUCUCCCACCGCUGCUGCUGCCGCCGCGGCGGCACCUCUCGUCGCGAAACCGUCCAGAGGGCAAAGUGCUGGAGACCGUGGGGGUGUUUGAGGCACCAAAGCAGCACGGCAAAUACGAGACGGGUCAGCUAUUUCUUCACAGUGUGUUUGGCUAUCGAGGAAUAGUCCUGUUUCCCUGGCAGGCCAGGCUUUAUGAUCGAGAUGUGGCUUCUCCUGUCACAGAAAAGAGCGAGAACGCGGCAGGCCAUGGUUCCAAAGAGGUCAAGGGCAAAACGCAUACUUACUAUCAGGUGCUAAUAGAUGCCCGGGAUUGUCCACACAUAUCCCAGAGAUCGCAGACAGAAGCAGUGACGUUCCUGGCAAAUCACGAUGACAGCAGAGCCCUCUAUGCCAUCCCAGGUUUAGACUAUGUAAGCCAUGAAGAUAUCCUUCCCUACAGCUCCACUGAUCAAGUGCCCAUCCAGCAUGAGCUCUUUGAGAGGUUUCUCAUGUACGACCAAACAAAAGUUCCACCUUUUGUAGCAAGGGAUACACUGUGUGCGUGGCAGGAGAAGAACCAUCCCUGGCUAGAGCUCUCUGAUGUGCACCGAGAAACCACAGAGAACAUCCGUGUCACAGUCAUCCCAUUCUAUAUGGGCAUGAGGGAAGCCCAGAAUUCCCAUGUCUACUGGUGGCGCUACUGUAUUCGUUUGGAGAACCUUGACAGUGAAGUGGUACAACUCCGAGAACGGCACUGGAGGAUAUUUAGUUUGUCUGGCACCUUGGAAACAGUCAGGGGCCGUGGUGUUGUAGGAAGGGAGCCAGUUUUAUCCAAAGAACAGCCGGCAUUUCAAUACAGCAGUCACGUCUCCCUGCAGGCAUCCAGCGGUCACAUGUGGGGUACUUUUCGAUUUGAGAGGCCUGAUGGCUCCCACUUUGAUGUCCGAAUCCCACCCUUUUCUCUGGAAAGCAACAAAGACGAGAAGACCCCCCCCUCCGGCCUUCACUGGUAGAGCAGACUGAGUGCCGAGACCCACAGAGCCCUGUGUGUGUUGUAGACCUUUGCCUCCCCAUUAUGCUGCAGCCAAGAACACGGAGCUUUUUAACAUUUUAAACCAUUUUUGUUUUAACUGUUGUUUAACGGGGAGGCUUUUUUGAACUUUAAUACUGGCUCUCUCGGGCUGCUUGUAAACAUAAGCUGUGUUACAGUUAACCCUCCCCUUUGUGGCACCUGCUGGGGUUGGAGCUGGGGGACAUAGAUGUGUGCUGCUGCAGAAGACUGGUCCCUCAGCAGGCCUGGACCCUAUCCAAUGUGUUGUGAAUUCUCUGCAAUGUGAGGUUUCUCUAAUAAACUGGCCCUUCCAGUUGCAACCAGUCUUCCUUUAUAAACCAAGGCCUAGGCUUUGCAUCCAGCCUGCCCCACCUUGUUGUUUCCUCCCCCCUUGCAAAGCGAUGUCAGCCCAGGCUUCUUGCUGCUUCAGAAGACAGCAGUGAGGAUGUUUUAGGUGGCAGGAAUGUGAGAUUGGCCUUCCUGCAAUGCAGCUGCUUUCUGGGAUUUAGCUGGCGUGCGGCAGGGCGGUCUGUAAGCCCCACUCCUCAUUGCACAGCUUGUCUGGGCUGCGCGCUGAAGCGAUGCGAAGCCUCUUUUGUCUGAGAACGUGGAGUGGGGAGGGUGGUUUGGCAGGUGGUGCCCAACAGGCUGCCGGGGUGUCUUGUGUGUGUAGAGCUGCAUGUUGUGAUGGUACAGGAGAGGGGGCCCUCCCCCUGCAAGGGCUUGCCUCACUGCAGGGACAUGCAUCACAACUGCUGGAGGAUAUUUCCCCACUUGCGCUGCGGUUGUAACCAUGUUUCCUCGGUAGUUUCUGUUUUGGCAGGAAGAGCUUGUUUUAACCUGCCAUGCUGUCGGUCACAGUGAGGCAGUGCUUGGCUUUCUGCUCCCGCUUGCUCGGCUCAGCGGGUUGUGGGUUUUUUGUGGGUUUUUUUGGUGGUCUGUGUGGAGGGCCCUGCAGAACCGUGCAGGUCAGCAAAAUAUCCGUAAGCUUAUGAUGUAUGGAUUUGAGGGAAUUUUGCUUUUACACACGAAGGGCCCAGUCCACAGUGCAAAUCAGGCGUUAACUCUCUUUACAAGCCAGAGCAGCUCUUGGCAGCUCUGAGGAUUGCAGAGAUCUGGAGACAUCAGCCUCCGUGGUGGGACCCUUCUGGCUCUUUAUGGGUUUCCAGACUCUUGGGAGACUUGCAGUGGCAGAGGUAGUUGCGAUGGGAACCCUAGGCAGAAAAAGUUUCAAACCUUGCUUCUUUCCUUGGCUUUGCUUAAAUGACAAGGUAUAAUGCUCACAGGACUGUUGGUUUCCCCGAUUCAGAUGUAUUCUAGUUAUCUCCUCUUCUCCCAAGUCCUCUCUGAGCAGCCUCUUUGCGUUUGGCUCCACACGGCAGUGCUGAGGGCCACCUCAGCUGAUGGACAAACAGCUUAAACAGUGUUUAUCUGUCACUGGUCUCUUAAUUUUGUAUCUUCCUUCCUGUCAGGUAGGACGUUCUAUCUACAAUGCUUUUAGAGUUGAAAGGUUUAGACAGCCAGCCUGCUUUUAGAGCUAGAAAAGAAACCGUAAAGAACAGCCCACAGCUGAGAACCCCAUGUUGCCACUGUCACGUUGAUUUAUUCGCAGGAGGAAAAGGGGGGGAUGACACCUUGCAUUCAGAGGAAGCAGGGACCUGUAGGAAACUGCUUUUCCCCUCCCAUGCAGUUGCUCAAUCGGGAUCGGUCCUGCCUCUCCCUUGGGUUACCAACUUCAGCUUUACUGGCAAUUGCAACGCCUCUGUAAAUGUUUAACCCUGUUGCUCACCUGCCCGUGUUUCUGGGGUGCUGUGGACCUAACGCUUCCCCUGACAAGCAGAGAGAGUUAUAUAUUCCUGAGUGACGCUGCGGUCCCGGGCACAGGGGCUCUGCUUUUGCAGCUGUGAGGCGCCUGUGGCGUUUGGUGUGAUGCGCUACUGGGGUGGGGUAUGGCUGAGGCCUCUGGCCCUGGAGCAGGCGUUUUGGGCUGGAUAAUGCUUGGCAAGAACUGAGGUGACCAGCGCUGCUGGUAGCUGAGCGGCACAGGGAGUGUGGGACUGUUUCUGCUCCAUCAGCCUUUGUGGAGGGGGGCAGAGCCGUGCCCGCCUCGGUGCGAGGUGAGGGGCCUGGGGCUCUGCGUGGGCCUUUCCUCAACUGCUUCUUCCCUCAGGGCUGUUUCCAGAGCGUGGGCCAGCCCUCUCUCUCGGCGGGCGGGCUGCUUUCCUCUCUUGUGUAAAUACCUGUACAAAGAAUUAAUCAAUAAAGCGCUGAAGGAA
Messenger RNA from Grus americana (Whooping crane), 3490 nucleotides. RefSeq names its product DNA polymerase delta interacting protein 2 (gene POLDIP2). Gene Ontology annotation, cellular component: nucleus; mitochondrial nucleoid. Gene Ontology annotation, molecular function: DNA binding. The coding region runs from base 58 to 1176 and encodes 372 amino acids. The record is from RefSeq and is a predicted model, not a curated record. Gene Ontology annotation, biological process: error-free translesion synthesis. NCBI's taxonomy places the organism in Eukaryota, Metazoa, Chordata, Aves, Gruiformes, Gruidae. The transcript is spliced from 11 exons.